AUGAUGUACUUUCAACUCGCGACCGGCCUCGUCCUCUCGACACUCGGGAUGCUCUCGACGACGACGUCGUCAUCAUCGUCGCUCGUCGCCGCCGUGCCAGUCGCGCCCGUGGUCGCUCCCCGCGCCGCCGCUCUCACCUCUCGCAAUUUCGGAGCCCCACCCUCGCACGGUCAGAUCCUCUCCCCUUCACCGAACGCGACCCUGACCGUCGGUCAAGCGUUCAACUUUACCUACUCGACGUGGAACAAUACGAUCGCGGGGGUCGUGUAUGACGCGACGCAGUACGUUCGUGUGAACCUCGUCACGUACGAAGGGAGGGAACCUCAAGGCGCGGACGAACCCGAGAGUAGUUACAAUGUGAGUUUUAUUUGCGUCGAAAAAAAAGGGGGGGUUCGGUAAACAAAGUACUAUGGUGGCUCAUUUUCGUCCUCGCGUUGCAUUGGAUCCAGUUAACGAGCUACCUCGCGCCCGAUCCGUCCGUCGGCAACGGUGCGCCCCUCUCGGUCUUUUUCCACAUCCCUCAAAACGCGAUUCCAGCCAACAGGACCGAUACCCAAUAUUUCACCUACGUGAGUCGUCCUUACCUCCCUGUUCUUCACACUCGACAAAACUUAUAGCCUUUUUUCUCCUCGAUGCAGCUCGAAACGGCGGAAUACCAAGUCGGGUCAGCGACUUGGAACGCCGAUCGCAGUCCUUACCUUUCCUCGGUCAAAAUCAAGUUGACCCCCUGA
Molecule: messenger RNA, 731 nt
Organism: Microbotryum saponariae
Lineage: Eukaryota; Fungi; Basidiomycota; Microbotryomycetes; Microbotryales; Microbotryaceae
Source: the annotation of a GenBank genome assembly